GCCAACAAAAUAAACAAUUUCGUCCACUACUUGCCACAAGUCACAGUUUAUAACACUAUAAUAUACUAGCCUAUAUAAAUACAUGUAUUUUUUGUCGUAAAAGGUAUUCGUAUUGUCAUGAUGAUAUGAGUAAAAUGGAAAUGAACACUAACAGAGUUGGAAGUAAAAUAGAUGAUAUAAAGAUGAUUAUAAAAUGGCAGACAAGGAUGUGAAACAUGUGGACAUUACUCUGACAGAAGAAGAACUUAAUACAAAGGUUAAUAAUAAUAUAAGCUGUGAUGUAGAAGGUUGUAAUAAAACAUUUACUAGUGGUGGAUCUUAUUUACUACAUAAAACUAAAACACAUCCUGCUGAAGGACAGAUAGCAUCCCUUCCAAAAAAAAAAAAUUCUGAUGUUGUCUAUAGAUAUCAUUGUCCAGUAUCUAAUUGUCUGUACAAUCCACAAUCAGAGAGAUUUUUCAGUUCACAGAAAUAUCUCAAACAGCAUUAUGGGAAAGUUCACGGGGAGAAAAAGUACUUGUGUGGAACAUGUCAAAAAGGGUUUGCCUUUGAUAGAGAUUUGAAACGUCAUGGAGAAACAUGUGGUGUUACUUUUAAAUGUGUUACAUGUGGGUGUCCUUUUACCAGUCCUGAAGCAGUCUUAACACAUUGUAAAAGAAAGCAACAUCAGGCACCGGAUUCAGCCAGAUCUUCUAAACGUGGAUUAAAGAAAUUAGAAAAAGACAAAAAAUCUGCUGAAGUUAAAGCUGUUUCUCCUAAUCCCUGUAUAAUAAUCAUUAAUCAAACCAAUAAACCUCUUACUGUACCAAACUCCAUUCCCAUAUCCAAGUCAAAUUUAUCGGAAUUACCCCUGAUAAUGCCCAAACAUCAAUUUUCUUCUUCUGUACUGGUACCGGGAAACUACAAUAAUAAUAUCAAAUCACUGAAUAUUAAAAACUUUCCCCAAAUAUCUUCUGACAAAAACAAGGUUGAUUUUUAUUCCCAUAAUAAGAUUUGCAAUCCAGCUGGUAAUACCUCACACGCGUCAACAACUAUUAAUUUGUGUUCUCCUUCCACCAGUGUUAGCCAACAAAAUUCGUAUUCCUUAGAUCCCGGAAUUUCAAAGAUUAUGCCCUCACAGCAAACUGUAGCAGGAAUUCAGACUGACAUAUAUGGAGUAGGAACUCUUUGUUUUGACUCUAAUGAUGCAUAUCCCAAUUUUGGUGCCAUUUCCUUUGCGUCCACAGGAACUCAGUCUGAUGUUGCUAAUGCUGCUGCAGAGACGUCAACUACUGGAAUCCAGACCUCGGUUUCUUUUCUACCCAGCAAGAAAAAAGAUUGUAGCAUAGCAGGGACCCAAACUCCCAAUGAGAACAUAUUGGAUAAAGCACUCAAAUCAGCCCAAAUACCUACUCAGUCUCCGAUAUGUCAGAGUUUAAAAAGAUCUAGAAAGACCAGUGAAGUCCAAACAAGUGGGGUGUUCUCUACGAAAAAGAAAAGACGAAAAUCCAAAAAUACUCUCCAUGCUACAACUGGAACUGAUGCAUUGUUACCAAAUCAUUUCCAGAUGACUCUUGAUGAUUUUUCUUCAAACUGGACCCAGACAAACCUUUCCACGUUUCAGCCGAGACAGGAUUCAAAUCUUCUUCAAAAUAUGGAAACCCAAACAGGUCGCCUCUCUCCACAACCAUCUGUAAUAUCCAUUGAUCCUGUUUUAUCAAGGAAUGAAUCAUGUAGUUCAUUUCUUUCAGAAUUGGAAUCUCGCCCUUGCAAGAACAAGAUUCUUAAAGGCAAUCUAGAUCUUUUAGCAGAUACAACUUUAACCAAUUUUCUUCCCAUGGAAGUCACUGAUCUUGACAUUGCUGUUUCAGAUGAUGAUAAUAGCAGGAAUGGUCAAAGGCACUACUCACUGGGUGACCCUGCUCUAGCAGGAACGUUUUCUUCCUCCAUUGAUUCCGAAUCUCAAACAGUGACAUCUGCUUCGGAUCUGGAUCUAUUGUUACAUGCCGUAAAUCAGCCAGUUGCCGUAACAGCCGCUCAAGGAACGGAUACACAGACUCAGACAGCCGAGGAUGAAUUGUUGGAUUUCUUGAUGACAAACAUGGAGACCCAAACAACCGAAGAUUGUCUAUUUCCUGGAUUUGGUUUAUCGGAUAUUGAGACCCAAACGUCACUUACUCCCGGAAUUAGUGGAGUAAACUGUGUGGGAUAUAACCAAUCUCAAAUUGAGAGAGGCAUUUCAAUGUGUUCAACUAGUACAAGUCCGGAUACAUCAUUUCUUUUAGAUUCCCUGGUGACAACAGAAACACAAACUAACCCCCAGUCAUAUAAUGAUCCGGAUUUCACCGUUUUAACUGACAUGGAAACUCAAACGACUUUUAAUACUCUUGACUUUUAUACUAACUUGACCGAUUCUCAUACCCAGACCUCAUUUUAUUAGAUACUUGAAGCAUAAGUCCUAUUUGGAAGAACAAGAACUAGAGGCGAAUACUAGUGUCGGAUUUGGCGGUUCCGCUUACUAAGCCCCUUCCAAUGCAUUCACCCCCACGACCAGAUGAAGAUGAAAGUGCAUUUUAAACACAAUCAAGCAAGGUCGAUGGUGAUGGCGGACGUUAACGUUUACAGUGCUUGUAAGAAAGACAGAAAGUAUUAUAUACCUUUGAGGGCCCCUUUGCCUCAUCCUGCCAAGCGUAUGGGUAAAUCGCCCGGCACUGAUGAAUACAUUAUUAUUUUAUAACUAGAAUUCUAGAUGUGAAAGCUAAAUUAUUUUGUGUCAUGCAAGUUUUUUGUGUGGACAGAUUAAUUUGUCAAAAUAUGUAAGGUACCUAUUCUAGUGAAUGCUAAUUGUAGGCCGCUUUAUAACAAUGAGUAUUUUGGGGAAUACUAACCCUAACCCUUUUAAGAGGGAUAAAAGUAAAUUAGCUCAGCCUUCUAAAAAGGGUUGGGGUUUAUAUUGGUUUGGCUUUCUUUUAAAAAAAUUCUCCAUGGGAAAUCCAUGGUUUGCACGUGCGGUUUUGGGCAUGCUAAUUGGGAAAGAUUAUUGAAAUUUCAAUUGUGUAGUUGCAAAUAGGAGAGUAAACAAUGUUGAGGACAGAAUGGAAAUAAUAGGAUAUUCAUAUUCCAUAUGCCCCUCAUGGGUAUACCCAUGAGGUCCUACUACACAUCCGUCUUCAUUAGCCCAGUCAGUACAGAACAGUAGGACAUUAAACCCCAUAAUCAUAUUAUUUGUCCGUGUAUGGUUGAUCACAAAUGCAAUUUUGGUUAAUCUGAUAAGCCAUCUUUAUGCUAAACGAUUACUUUAUAAAUAGUGCAAUAAAAAAACUGAAGGGGUGCAAAUUAUAUCCGGUAAUGAAUAAUUGUGCUUUCACCAUUUUUCAGACUUAUAUUCCUACUCAAAUAUAAGUGACAACAUAAACAUUUUGCUUAUUAUAACAUAUUGUUGGUACAAUGAUUAAAUAGAGUUCAUUUUAUUGCUUUGUUAUACCUUUAAUAUGUAAAAUUGCCAUUGUUCAGCUCAAAGCUUGAUUGCCGCUAUGACUUUAAUUUGUGAUAUAAACCUAUGUAGUUGAUGUAUAUUUAUGAAUUGUUUAUUAUGUUUCAUGUAAUAUCGAUAUUAAAUUAUUAGAAAAC
This is a messenger RNA of Patella vulgata (common limpet), 3609 nucleotides long. Its product is annotated as ATM interactor. The transcript has 5 exons. Gene Ontology annotation, cellular component: nucleus. Gene Ontology annotation, molecular function: DNA-binding transcription factor activity, RNA polymerase II-specific; transcription cis-regulatory region binding. The record is from RefSeq and is a predicted model, not a curated record. Gene Ontology annotation, biological process: regulation of transcription by RNA polymerase II. NCBI's taxonomy places the organism in Eukaryota, Metazoa, Mollusca, Gastropoda, Patellidae. Bases 194 to 2419 code for a protein of 741 amino acids.